GCGUGGUUGUUGAACCCGCCAGAGGUACCGCUCGAGGCAGCAACCGCGACCGCUACGACGAUCGAUAUGGUGGUCGGCGGGGCGGCGGCGGCGGUCGCUACAACGACAAAUCAUCCUCUCGUUACGGGCCACCCUUGCGCACUGAGUACCGCCUGAUUGUGGAGAAUUUGUCCAGCCGCGUUAGCUGGCAGAGUUUGAGGUGCUUUUGACUGAGAGAUUCCCUCCUCGGCCUGGGCUAAAAAUCGAAUGAGAAUCGAAUCGAGAAUGACAAACUAGUGACCGAUUCAGAGUGUUUCCCAAAAACCAUGAUGAGUGGUGGAAGACAGAGAGACAGUCCCCAGAGCAGCCCCAGAUUGGUUCCAAUCUCCGAUCUGCGAUCCACGAUGAUCUGCGACCUACGACCUCGACGAUGCGCCAUCGCCGCCGCCUCAUCCAUCCGUCCAUUCCAAACUAAACCAAAAAAUAAAAACAUAUAUAAACGAGUCGAUCAGAAUCGAAACCAAAACCAAAAUCAGAAAGCAGACGAUGACGAUGGACGAUGAUGAGCUGCCCGGGUCAAAAGGCCAGCCCACGUAAACCGAUUUAAAGACGUAGGCUGGCCUCUUGCGUGUGUUAGGUAUUUAACUCUCUGCUAAAACUAUUCACAAUUUUAACUACAAACAAUAUUAUAUAAAGAAUUGUCAAAUUCCUUAUAGCCAUUGUGAGUGUGAGAGGGCGUGAAUCGAGUCGAUCGACUGUGUGGUUAGAUGAGAAGCUUGCCUUGCGUUCGCUAAUUCUGAGAUGAGAUGAUGUGAUGGUGAUGAGAGAUGAUGAGCAUACUUGACGAUGAUCGAUCGAAGACACGAUGACUAUACGAUGCGCGUUCAGAGUUACCAACUUGGGCUAUCGCCUCCGAACUUAGUCCUUCCCCCAAUUCCCGGUUCUUCUGGCUGAGACUACCGAGACUAGACAACCCAUCCGUUGGAGCAGCGAGAGAGCAGCGUCCCGAAACGUAUUUCUUAUUUUUACAGUUCGUUUGUGCGUCCGCCGCUGCCCCGGCAAACUGCUCCACUCUCUGGCUCUCUCUGGUGCGGUGGUUCUGGCCAGCGAUGUCUGCUCUGAUCUGAUCUGACCUCCUGUAUCUGACUGUAUCCGGUGUGGCUCCCUCUGAAACUAAACGAAUACAGCUACCGCUAUCUCGCUACUUCUACCGCAACACUUGAAUACUUUUUUGCCAUUUAUAAUAUGAUUCUGUUGUGCAUGAAAGAUGAAAAACAUAAACCAAACAAAAACCAAGUAGCAAACCAAAACACGAAUACCAAAGUAACGAAACGUAACGAGGUCUGGCUGGCCAUCCAUCCAUCCGCUCAUCCGCCUGCCUUAACGAUGUUCGAUCGGACUUUCGAUGAGGUCAUGAGGUGUCCUUGGUGUCAUUGGCCCACAGUUACUAGGCAGACAAUCUAAACUCUCGGUGUAGAAACGAUGUGUGUGUCCUCCUCUCUCUGAAAGCGCAUUAAGAUCUCAAGGAUUACAUGCGCCAAGCUGGCGAGGUGACGUAUGCCGAUGCCCACAAGCAGCGCCGCAAUGAGGGCGUGGUUGAGUUUGCCUCGUUGUCGGACAUGAAGACGGCCAUUGAAAAGCUGGAUGACACCGAGCUGAACGGCAGGCGCAUCCACCUGGUCGAGGAUCGCCGCGGAGGACGCAGCGGUGGUGGCGGCGGAGGUGGCGGCGGACGUGGACGCUCCCGUUCGUCCAGCUCUCGUUCGCGAUCUCGCUCCCGCAGGCGUUCCCGCUCCCGCCGCUCGUCGCACUCGCGCUCCAAGUCGCGCAGCCGCUCCAAGUCCCGUGGCGGACGCUCCAAGUCCAAGUCGCCGGUCAAGUCUCGUUCUCGUUCCCGCUCGCGUUCCAACAAAUCGCGUGACGUGUCCAAGUCCAAAUCGAAGUCCCACUCCCGCACCCGCUCCCGUUCUCCCAAGCGCGAGCGCGACUCCCGUUCCCGCUCCCGUUCCGCCUCGAAGCGCGAGUCCCGCUCCCGCUCACGUUCCAAGUCCAACCAACGCCGCGACUCCCGCUCACGCGAUCGAUCCCCAUCGGCUGACAACAAGUCGCGUUCGCGCUCCCGCUCCCGUUCGGCCUCGCCCAAAAAUGGAAACGCCUCUCCGGACCGCAACAACGAGAGCAUGGACGAUUAGAUUAGUUAGCUGUCCCAUUAAUUUUAAAACACUUGAUUUUAGACUUCUACUAUAACUAUUCUACGAACAUCAACACUCAGACACCCCAACUUACCCUGCGCCACUACAACCAAAACUAAAAACUAAUGAAAAUGAAAUCAUAUACAAAUCCA
Drosophila takahashii is the source of this 2323-nucleotide messenger RNA. RefSeq names its product serine and arginine rich splicing factor B52 (gene B52). The record is from RefSeq and is a predicted model, not a curated record. NCBI's taxonomy places the organism in Eukaryota, Metazoa, Arthropoda, Insecta, Diptera, Drosophilidae. Gene Ontology annotation, molecular function: mRNA binding. Gene Ontology annotation, cellular component: nucleus; cytoplasm.